AUGGUCCUCCACAACCCGAACAACUGGCACUGGGUGAACAAGGAUGUGUCGGGAUGGGCAAAGGAAUAUCUCGACAAGGAGCUGCCCCAGAUCUCAGCUGAGGAAGAUGGAGUCACCGCCAAGGUGGACAGCGUCAUGAGCAUGGACGGAGACGUGGAUGUGAGCCAGCGCAAAGGCAAGGUCAUCACCUUGUUCGACGUGAAGCUGAAGCUGGAAUACUCUGGUAAGAACCAGGAGGGUGAGGAGGCCAGCGGCACCAUCACCGUUCCCGAGGUCGCGCACGAUACGGAGGAAGACGAGUAUGUCUUUGAGAUAGACAUCUACUCCGAGGACAAGAGCAAGCAGCCCGUCAAGGAUCUUGUCCGAUCGAAAAUAGUACCACAACUGCGGAAGAGCCUCGCGCAACUGGGCCCGGCUCUCAUCGCAGAGCACGGAAAGGACAUUCAGCACGCGCCUGGCUCCAAUCCCUCGAGCGGCUUCUCAACGCCGAAAUACUACUCGAGCUCGAGCAUAAACAAGUCCGAGACGACAUCCGCCCCGACCGCCUCAAAGACGAGCACCGGCUCUCUGGUCAACACCACGACGAUCAACGACUCGGCCGAGUUCCGCACCACCGCAGCCGAGCUCUUCCAGACCUUUACUGACCCUCAGCGCCUCGCCGCUUUCACACGGUCACCACCCAGGAACUUCACCGGCGCUAAGCCGGGAGGCACAUUCGAGCUGUUUGGUGGAAACGUAUCCGGAGAGUUUACGGAGCUGGAGAAGCCCACACACAUUGUGCAGAAGUGGCGUCUUGCGCAGUGGCCGGCAGGGCACUACUCUACGCUCUCGAUUUGGUUCGACCAGAAUGAUGUGGACGCCGUUACCGUCAUGAGGGUCGAGUGGAAGGGUGUCCCCGUCGGACAGGAGGAGCCGACGAAGGGUAACUGGGGAGAAUACUAUGUGAGGAGCAUCAAGACUACCUUUGGUUUUGGUACCGUCCUGUAG
Messenger RNA from Trematosphaeria pertusa, 987 nucleotides. Its product is annotated as Aha1domain family protein. Gene Ontology annotation, cellular component: cytosol. Gene Ontology annotation, molecular function: protein-folding chaperone binding; ATPase activator activity. The transcript is spliced from 3 exons. Lineage: Eukaryota; Fungi; Ascomycota; Dothideomycetes; Pleosporales; Trematosphaeriaceae. The record is from RefSeq and is a predicted model, not a curated record. The coding region runs from base 1 to 987 and encodes 328 amino acids. Gene Ontology annotation, biological process: positive regulation of ATP-dependent activity; protein folding.